Messenger RNA from Dermacentor albipictus, 3225 nucleotides. Lineage: Eukaryota; Metazoa; Arthropoda; Arachnida; Ixodida; Ixodidae. The record is from RefSeq and is a predicted model, not a curated record.
GCACUGCUUCAGUUCCUUUGCGCUGUCCUUAGUUGAAACAAUAGAGUGUCAUUGUUAGUAAUGUGCAACGCGCGUGUGUUAAGUCGCGAUGUGAAAAAAGGGUGGCACCUCCCACGCACCAACACAUACAUAUAUGCACUGAAUUGCCUCACAAAUGCGAUGAGCCUAGUUGAAAAUAUCGCUGCCAGAACGGCAUGCCACGCCCCUUCCAUCGUCGUCGGUCAGGUCGAGGUUGGCACACAGUGCAGCUCGCCUGUGGCUGACAAGUCUGUUGGCUGCUCCUUCAGAGCAGGCAGCGAGUCAAGGAGCGUGCAGACUACGGAGACUGUGGAUCAGUCAUGCUCCACCGCAGCAUCCAGGCCUUCUAUUUCUCCAUCAACAGCCAACAGUGACAAUUCACAGCAGGGACGCCUCCAACAAGACCAUUUCUGUGACUAUGAGGCUCGUAAACUGAUUAGUCUGGAAGCACAUGCCAGGGUCUGUACUGGCAAGCGUCUGUUUAAGUGCGAUUUGUGCCAUAAGAGCUUCUCAAAAAGAGACCACCUGAAAAGCCAUCUGCGCACCCACACAGGUGAUAAGCCAUGGCAGUGCCCUUCAUGCCCUCAAAGGUUCUCGCAUAAGUCCAGCAUGAAAGACCACCUGCGCACCCACACAGGCGAGAAGCCAUUUCAAUGCCCUUCAUGCCCUCAAAGCUUCUCCCAUAAGUCCAGCAUGAAAAACCACUUGCGUACCCACACAGGUGAAAAACCAUGGCAGUGUGCUUCAUGCCUUCAGAGCUUCUCACAUAGGUCCAGCAUGAAAGCCCACCUGCGCACCCACACAGGCGAGAAGCCAUUUCAAUGCCCUUCAUGCCUUCAGAGCUUUGCAGUAAAGACCAACCUGAAAGUCCACCUGCGCACGCACACAGGCGAGAAGCCAUUUCAGUGCCCUUCAUGCCUUCACAGCUUCUCGCGAAAGACUGACUUGAAAACUCACCUGCGUACCCACACGGGUGAGAAGCCAUUUCAGUGCCCUUCAUGCCCUCGGAGCUUCGCAGUAAAGAGCCACAUGAAAGUUCACCUACGCACCCACACAGGUGAGAAGCCAUUUCAAUGCCCUUCAUGCCCUCAAAGUUUCUCGCAUAAGUCCAGCCUGAAAGACCACCUACGCACCCACACAGGCGAGAAGCCAUUUCAAUGCCCUUCAUGCCCUCAAAGCUUCUCACAUAAGUCCAGCAUGAAAAACCACUUGCGCACCCACAUAGGUUAGAAGCUGGGGCGGUAUCCUUCAUGCCGUCGGAGCUGCUCGUAUAAGUCCAGCAUGAAAGACCACCUGUGAAACCACACAAAUGAGAAGCCAUUUCAAUGCCCUCUAUGUUCUCAGAGCUUCUCACAAAAGCCAGACCUGAAAGACCACCUGCGCGACCACACAGGAGAGAAGCCAUUUCAGGGGCCUUAAUGCCCUCAAAGCUUCUCGCAUAAGUCCAGCAUGAAGGAGCUCCCAUGCAGGCAAGAAGCCAUUUCAUUGCCCUUCAUGCUCUCGGAGCUUCUCAUGCAAGUCCAACAUGAAGGAACAACUGCACACCCAUGCAGGCGAGAAGCCAUUUCAUUGCCCUUCAUACACUUGGAAAUUCUCGCCAAAGAAUGCCGUGAAGUAAAACUGACCAUUCAUUCAGGUGACCGACCUUACUGUUCUGCCACCUGCUCCAAGUACUUUGCACUUUCUGAUUACUUAAGUUAGAAAUCUAUAGCUAUGGAGAAUGCUACAGGGUGUUCUGCUGCAUCAAGUAGCACAAGUGUCCCUAUGUGCUCUUAAAAAGGCCCUAGAAUGAUUUCUUUGUGUCACCAUAUUUGCUCUAGAUUUAUUCGCAGCAUGUCAUAGGACAAACAGCAACAGAAAUGAAAAUCGACCCAUACAAACGCGUUAUCGCUCAUAAAGAAAUUCAAGAUAUAAAAGGAAAGCAAGAGUUAAGCUCAAUCUCCACUGGAAUUUUAGCUGCUCUUAAUUCCACAUUUCACUUUGCUAUGACUUCAUGUGGUGACGUCAAUGAAUAGCAGCAGGACACUAGCAAAUGUCGGCGCACCACAGUUGCCAAGUCUGCUCAGCCAUGGCAUACCCAUUGCCUCCACGAUCUGGUGACUCAACACAGAUGGCAUACAUCCCACAAUAGAACAGACGGAUGCCAUUGUAGCCACGCCACAACCAGAGAACAAGCAGCAGCUUCAUUCUUUGCUUGGAACUGUAAACUACUACAGUAAAUUCCUGCCUCUAGUGUCUGUGGUGGCCCAUCCCUUGUUACAAGACAUGGGCGUUGACAAAUGCCCACCAAAGAUCCUUUUAUGACAUCAAAGCUGUCACAGUGUCAACAGAGGUUCAACAGAACAGCACUGUGACACAUCUUGCCAACAAAGAAGGAAAAGUUUAUUGCUGGAAAAUAUGACAGCCCCACGCUGACGAAUGCAGCUACAUAUAGUUAUGACCACUUCAGCUGCCAGCAAAAAUGUGGCGGUGGUGUAGCACUGCGAAAAGGCGAUCGCUACCGCGAACGGUGGGAGGUGGCGCUGACAUCAAGGCACACAAACGUGCUUAUGUUCACCCGUGCAUGCGCCUCAGAAAAUCUAAUUAUCUCACUUGUGCAGCAGCGUUUGUUGCUGCUCGAACGUUUGAUGCAGAAGGAUGCGGGCAAUUGAUGACUUCUACCUCGACCAACAGUGUGUUAGUUUUUCACUAGAUUUACAAGCCAUAGAGGCUUGAAGUACGUGCUUGAAAUAGUGGAAAACUUUGCUCAAUCGAAAGAUUCUGAUAAAUGUACUUUGUUAAAUCACCAAAAAAGCUACAUGAAUUUCAGUGGCACUGUGAUAGGGUAACAUAAAUAUUUUGUUACAUUGCUGGUUUUUUAAAUUGAGAUUUGUUAUUUCGAGGUGUGUUUGUAUUCCCAUUGUUAUUCAGAGCUUUAGAAUGUGUGAUGUUACUUUUAUUGGCUGUACAUUUGUGAAUUUUUCUUACAUCUAUAUGACUAAUUCUUUCCGGAUUAUUCUUUUCUUUUUUUACAUAUGAACAUAUUUUGUUAGGCUCAUGUAUUCAUUGCCUCUAGGUUCUAUGUAUGGUGUUAUCCCGGAGGCUCUUAUAUUGUUGUAUUUAUACUUCUUUUUUUUUUCACAAAUAGGUACUUGUUUACAGCAAUUGAUUGUUUAUAGAAUUUACUUGGCAUCAGAGCACCAAAUAAAUGCCUUUGUUUAAUGAGUG